Paramecium sonneborni is the source of this 2826-nucleotide messenger RNA. The record is from the annotation of a GenBank genome assembly. NCBI's taxonomy places the organism in Eukaryota, Ciliophora, Oligohymenophorea, Peniculida, Parameciidae.
AUGUCAUAUAAAAUUUCACUAGUUGGUCUAGAGGGUAGUGGAAAAACCACAUUAGCUAAAGUUUUGAAUGAUUAGCAUUAAAUAAAUAAUUUACCUUUAGAAGUCAAUGAAGAUAUGCCAAAUUCAGAUGUGAUGAUCUUCUGUUUAGAUGGAAGUAACAUACAACAGUUGCAUCAUAAUAAGGCAGCAUUAGAGUAAAUAAAUGGAAAGGAAUAAUUAAUUAUAUUACAAACUAAAGCAGACAUUCAAACUAUUGAAGAAGGAGAAUUGAGAAACUUUUUAGGGGUAGGUGAAGUUCCAAUCUUGUCAAUAUCUGCUUUAGAUGGUGGUGGAUUACCUUAAUUAAUUACUUUUUUAAGUUAGUAGAUAUAACCAACAUAACAAAACUUUUCAGCUGAACCAAGAGUAGUGCCAAGUAGAGGAAAAUAUAGAAUAAAUGAAUAAAAUUAAAUAUCAAAGCCAAUGUAAACAUUUUAAAAUUUGAUGAAGGAUCACGUAUGUAUGAAUUUAAAUUUUAGAAGAUUAAGCAACGAACUCCAAUGGAAUAGGAAUAAGAAUAUAUACGUUUAGAAAAAGAACGUAUUAAAGUAGAGAAUAUGUCAGCUUAAUUAAAUAAUUUUAAAAGAAAAAUAAAAAAAGAAGGUAAAAAUACUUAUAUUAAAUAAUAGAUACUUAUGAUAUCAAAGCUACAGCAAAUCCAAGAAUAUAGGUAAAUUUGGAAUUCUUUUUAACAGAUACUCUAGCUUAAUGUGAAUAAUAAAAGAAUACUUUAUAUACUUAAACUGAUAAAUUACUUAAGAAACCAGAAGAUCCUCCUUUCAUUCCUAAAAAAACGGGAAUUGAUGCUGCCACAUAAGUAGAAGACUAUGAAUUAUUUGAUUUUGAUAGAGAAGUGACUCCAAUUUUGAAUGUUAUAUGCACAAAGACUUUAGAAUAAGCAUGUUUAGAGAUAGAAUAAGAAGAAGAGUUUAUGGCAAUGUAUAGAUUUAAGGAAGCAUUUGAGAAACGAAGAGCUAAUGAAAAGAAUAAGUAACGUGUAACAGUAGAAAGAGAGAAAUAGUUGAUAGAUUAAAAGAAUGAUGUGUUAAAAAAGUAUUCAGAGAAAUAAAAGAUAAUGUAGAAAGUGAUUUUAAAGGCUUAAGCACAUGCAAUAGCAAAAGAAUAUUUAAAACCAUUAUAAGGAUAGAUGAUGUAAUAAGUGAUUACAAGUGGGUUUUAUCCAAAUGAGUUUAUGAAUGAAUUAUAAUCUAAAUUUAUGGAUUAUUUAGUAGGGAAGACUUAAGAGGAAGUAAUGAGACUUGUAGAUUUAAAUAAUUAAAUGAAGACAGCUUUUAAUGUUAAAAAUUUUGAGGAAAUUCCUAAAGUUAGAAAACCAUUUGAUUAAUAAAUAUAGAAGAAGAAAUAGAGAUAGAGUAUGAGAAUGAUUAAUUAUUCAAAUAAGAGAGCAAUUAGAAUAUUUUAUUAGGACUUAGUUCCAUUAUAGAGUGUUAUUUCAAUGACAUUGGGUAAAUUCUUAGAUGGUUAAUUUGAUGAAUGGAAAAAGACAUAUGAUUAGAGAGUUGGAGAAUUAGAAUAGAAGCUUGAGAGUAAUGAAAUAAAUGAGGAAGAUUUUGCAAAUUAAAAGAGAGGUGAAUAUCCUGAUUUAUAGGAAGGAUACUUUGGAGCAUCAGUUAAUAAUUUUAAUAGAUUAGGAUUUUCAAUGGCUCAUGAUUAAUAUUAUUUAAGUAGUGAUAAAAGAUUAUAAAUAAUUGCUUUUGUCCUAAGAAAAGAUGGAACAUAUGAAAUAGUGAAUAAAGAAUCAAAGAAUUAUGGUAAAAUAUUUAAAUGGAAACAAUUUAGAUUACCAAUUAAAUAAACAGAUGAUGAGAUUCUAUUAUUAAGAUUAUAAGAGAUAGAUUCUGAAAUAAUAGCAAUAGUAUUUGGAUUGUUAUUACCUAAUUUAUAAAAUAAUAUAAAGGCUUUAGAAUGGGUAUAGAAUGCAAGAUUUGGUUUGUAUGAUGCAUAAUAUUGUAUUCCAUUUGCUCAAACCAAUGUAAAUAAGGCAUUUAAAUUAGAAGAAUUAGUAAAAUAAGUAGAAGAUCCAGAAUUUGCUGAAGCCCCUUAAACAGUAUUUAUGAGUUGUUUUACUUUAAUUAAACGGUUUAAAUAAUUUGGUGGUUGGUAUAUAGAAAAUACUCAAUAUGCUACAAAAGGUAUGCUGAAUUAAGAAAUUGAACCAUUUUAUGAGAAACUUUCUUAAUUUUUACUAGAGAUGCACGAAUUUACAUUAGAAAGAGAUAGAGAUAUCUUAUCUGUAAUUUAAGAAAAAGAGAAAGAAAAGGAUGCUGUAUUAAGUGUCCCUGAAUUAUAAAUGAGUACUAUAAUUUCUUAUUAUUUAAUAGUUAUUACUAAAUCAAAAAUACCAUAAUCCAAAAAAAUGCCUACAGAACCUAAUGUUACUGAUUCUGCUCUUCCAUCUUCUAGACCUCUUGAAGAACCAUCAGAUUAUAAUAAAUCUUAAUUUAAUUCAAUUAUUAUAGAACCUAUAAUAUUGGAUAUGAAUGAUUCAUUUGAAACAGUUGAAUAACAAUUGAUUAAUCAUCUCAAUAAUGUUGCAUCAAGAUUAGUGAAAAGUUGUACUUGGGGAUUCGAAUUGAAAGCCAGGGGUAAUCCGUUACUUAGAGUAAAAUAAUUAAUUAGGGUAUAUAUUUAUAUUAUAAUACAAAUCUUUAGAUUAGAAAUGUUGGAGAUAUGACUAUUAUAAGAAAGGCAGAACCUCCCAAGGAAGAAGUUCCAGUACAAUUAGAAGAGAAUAAGGAUAAUGAUGAUAUUGAUAAUGAUUCCUGA